GACCGCGUAUGCGCUGGAUACGAAGUGACGACACAAUUUCCGCGUCGGAACGGUUGAACUUUGCCACCGGUAGCGGAAGUUCUUUCCUUUCCUGUUUCUGCUUCGAAGAGACACACCAAGACUAUGGCUCCCCGUAAAGGCAAGGAAAAGAAGGAGGAACAGGUGAUCAGCCUCGGACCCCAGGUGGCAGAAGGAGAAAAUGUCUUCGGUGUUUGUCACAUCUUCGCUUCUUUCAACGACACUUUUGUCCACGUCACCGAUCUCUCCGGAAAGGAGACGAUCUGCCGAGUGACCGGCGGUAUGAAGGUGAAGGCAGACAGAGAUGAGUCUUCCCCGUACGCCGCCAUGUUGGCCGCACAGGACGUCGCUCAGCGCUGCAAGGAGCUCGGCAUCACCGCCCUGCACAUCAAGCUCAGAGCCACCGGAGGAAACAGGACCAAGACCCCCGGCCCUGGCGCUCAGUCCGCUCUGAGGGCUCUGGCUCGCUCUGGGAUGAAGAUCGGCCGUAUUGAGGAUGUGACCCCAAUCCCAUCCGACUCUACCCGCAGAAAGGGAGGUCGCCGUGGUCGGCGUCUGUAGGAUGAUCUUUCUUUCAAUAAAAUGUUCGAUUCCAA
This is a messenger RNA of Gadus macrocephalus (Pacific cod), 614 nucleotides long. RefSeq names its product ribosomal protein S14 (gene rps14). The transcript is spliced from 5 exons. Lineage: Eukaryota; Metazoa; Chordata; Actinopteri; Gadiformes; Gadidae. Gene Ontology annotation, biological process: maturation of SSU-rRNA from tricistronic rRNA transcript (SSU-rRNA, 5.8S rRNA, LSU-rRNA); ribosomal small subunit assembly; translation. Gene Ontology annotation, molecular function: small ribosomal subunit rRNA binding; structural constituent of ribosome; mRNA 5'-UTR binding. The coding region runs from base 124 to 579 and encodes 151 amino acids. Gene Ontology annotation, cellular component: cytosolic small ribosomal subunit; ribosome. The record is from RefSeq and is a predicted model, not a curated record.